Messenger RNA from Bactrocera oleae (olive fruit fly), 2996 nucleotides. Its product is annotated as carnitine O-acetyltransferase. Gene Ontology annotation, molecular function: carnitine O-acetyltransferase activity. Gene Ontology annotation, biological process: carnitine metabolic process, CoA-linked. NCBI's taxonomy places the organism in Eukaryota, Metazoa, Arthropoda, Insecta, Diptera, Tephritidae. The record is from RefSeq and is a predicted model, not a curated record. Gene Ontology annotation, cellular component: peroxisome.
CUUCAGUUUUUGCCGAUCUGCUGCUGCAAUGAAAAGUCUUGGACAUAUAAAAAGAUGCGUAGUUCUAAACGAAUUUUGAAAUAUUAUACUCUCGUUGAUGUAUUGUAGUAUGAUUUAAUGUACUCAAAACAUAAACGCAAAGGAAAUGGCGGUCCACAGACUAAAAAAACUACAUAUACUUCCGAUUGCAAAAACUUAACUGUCGUCAGAAGUGUCACUUUUAACUGUUAGCAGAAACGCUAUUCGAUAAAAAUAACUGCAUUAAAUAUGGUAUGAAAAGUGUAAAAAUUUAUUUUAACACAUAAUAAUGAUUUUAAGUUUUAGGCACAGCCAGUGUUUUACAUACGUGUGGGUGUAUAUUUGCAAAAUUGAAUUAUAAUUAAGAAUAUAUAUAUUCAAAUUUUCACAAUAUUUCAUACCAAAUGGCGAACCAAUAUUAUUAGCCAAGUCAUACACCAGCAACCAACAUUUUGGCAACUCACAAUAAAAAUGACACUAGAUGUCGCGCUUAUAUAUCAACAAGUGUCUAAUUUUGAAAAAAAAAAAAUAAGAAGAAAAAAAUUUACAAAAAAUUAAUUUAAAAUUGUCUAAAUUGAACACGAACAUAAUAAUUUGUAAAAAUUGGAGUAAAACGUUGCUAGAAAUUCAGCAAAUGAUUGCAUGAUAAUUGUAACAUUCGCGGAGUGCAUAAACAAAUAAAGCGUGAAAAGCUAUACGGACUUUGAGCAACACAAUAACGCUGAUCAAAGUAGAGCAAUGCAGUUUGUAGCACGUCGCGCUGUCUUGAAUUUGACUAAAAACGCACUGCAAACGUCGUUGAAGGCAGGCUUACCCAGCGCAAGCGUUGCAGCUCAGCAAAAUGUCCUUGAUAAGCGUUUUUAUUCAGUUUCUGAAGGCCCACAGAAACAAAAUUUACUACGUUAUCCAGCAUUUCCGCUAAAGGAUACUUUGGAGAAGUUCAUGAAAACUGUGGAGCCGCUUUUAAGUGCAUGUGAGCUGAUCGAAACAAAAGAAGCGGUGAAAAAGUUCGAAACCGGUGAAGGUGCUGAAUUGCAAGCGCUUUUGGAAAAAGCCGCCAAAUGUGAACAAAAUUGGUUAUCACGUCGUUGGCUGCAAACAGCUUACCUACAAUAUCGUGACCCAGUCACCGUUUACGUUAGUCCGGGCAUGAGUUUUCCACAACAAAAAUUUGAGAAUGAGGAAGAAUUUUUAAACUAUGCCGUCAAAGUGAUAUACAGUUUGGCACGCUACAAGCAAAUUAUUGAUGCUGGUCAAAUACCAAUUGUGAAAAUGGGUAAAUAUGAGCUGGACAAUUCGCAAUUUAGCAAAGUAUAUGGCACAUGUCGUAUACCACAAAAGGGUGAGGACACAUUGGAGUACAAUCCAAAGUCAACACAUGUGGUUGUGAUUUAUAAAAAUCAUUUUUACAGUUUGCCAAUUUACAACUAUAAAGGCGUGGUAUUGCAUCCGGAUGUGUUGUUGGCGCAAAUUAAAAAAAUAAUCGCGACAGAAAAGAAAAAGGGCAUCGAAUUCGGCAUAUUAACAACCGAUAAUCGGGAUAAUUGGGCGCAGGCCUAUGAGGAACUGAUUAAAAUCGAUGGUAAUAAGGAACGUGUAAAAACUAUACAAAGUGCCUUAUUUACGGUAUCGCUGGACGAGUGUGUUGAGGUUAAAGAUGAGCAGUUUUUCAAUGAGUUAAGUGGUCAGUUAAUACAUGGCGGUGGAUCUCAUGUUAAUACCGCUAAUCGUUGGAUGGAUAAAACUAUACAAUUGAUACUAAAUCGCAAUGGUAUGAGUGGUUUCUGUUAUGAACAUUCACCGGCUGAGGGGCAACCAAUUGCCAAUAUCACCGAUUACGUGUCAAAGAAUUUAUUCAAUGAAAAACACUAUGACGGCAGUGCUCGUGAUAAUUAUCCGUGUGCCGCUAAGCUUCCGCUAAAAAGCAACAACACCUUAAACCGUUAUAUUGAAAAAGCGCGGAAAAAUGUAAAUGAAUUGGCUGAAAAUUUACACGUAAAUGUUAUACAUUUCCAAGACUAUGGCAAAGGUUUCUUGAAACAACAAAAACUUAGUCCGGACAGCUACAUACAAAUGGCAUUGCAAUAUGCCUACUACAAGCUACAUAAAGUGCCAGCCGCGCAAUAUGAGUCUGCACAUUUGCGCAUUUACAUUAAUGGACGCACCGAAACCAUACGCUCAUGCUCCAAUGAAUCUGUCGCCUUUGCCAAAGCCAUGUUGGAUGAAUGCGUCGAUAAUAAGAAACGUGUCGAGCUGUUGCGUGCCGCUAUAAACGGUCAUCGCGCGUACACCACAAAUGCGUUGCAGGGUAAAGGUGUGGAUCGUCAUUUGUUGGGCUUGAAACUGAUGGCUAUUGAGAAUAAGAAACCAAUACCGGAAUUCUUCAAAUCCCCCGGUUAUGUGAAGAGCUUAAUAUUUCGCAUGUCAACAUCACAAGUGGCCACACCUAAUUUGGCCUUCAUGUCUUACGGUCCAGCUACGGACGAUGGUUAUGCUUGCUGCUACAAUCCACGUGAGAAUGAUAUGAUUUUGGCGUGCUCUUGUAGGCGUAAUAACCACACAACCGAUGUGGAUACUUUUACGUGCGUGUUGCGCGAAGUUUUGCUUGAAAUGCAAUGUAUAUUGACAGGUACUGGCUCAGCACCAGCUGCAAAAUUAUAAAUUGUGAUAGCAGCAAUUUGGAUUUGAAAGUUUGCCGAAAGUUCUCAGUUAUUUUGUUAAACAAAAUUUAAGUGCCUUCACGUUUGCAAAACAUUAAUUAUUAUUUUUUAUUUCAAUAAAAUUAAUCACGGUGAAACUUUUUUAAAAAUACAAAUAUUUUAACGACUUUUAAUUUUGAAACAUAUGUGAAUUGUGUAUAUGGUCUAUCUAAAAAAGUCGCUGCUGUAACCGAUUAUUACAUUUAAUAAUUUUAUUAUGAUGCUUACAUUAUGGCUGUACAAAAAUGUCUCUUUGAAAUAUUUGAAUGCGAUAUUGUA